AUGAGCAAUCGAAUCUACGUUUCUUCUAGCUUGAAAUCUCAACCACUUUCCAAAAAGGGGAUGGAGACUGCAACGUCUAAGUUGGACAAGUUGAGUUUUCAUCCUUCGAUCUCGCCAGAGGAACUUAUGGAUCCCACUUGGAUUCCCUCUGAUGCAACAGGUACAGACACGGAUUCAUCGACCGAGUCGCUGGAGUCGUUCGAGUCGUUCGGUUCCUUCGAGUGUGGAGAAAUCUUAGACUUCAAAAGAAUGCACCAGAAUGGAGUUGGCCUCUACCAUGAGGUAGUGAAUGCUCUUUCAUUUGACAACAGUCAAGAAAGUGCAAGCGUACAAAUGGUGAAUGUCCCGCGUAUUGCAGUUUGUGGAGAAGAUAUCCCACAUGUGAAGUUUGUGGAAAACGUUGAGGCGAAUUCCCGCAACCGUCCACCCUCCAGGUUUCGCAAAGUUCAACUCACCAAGGACAAGAUUUUACCAAAUGGAGACGAUAUUGACCGUCUUCACGAUCGUCUCAGCAAAAUGAGCUUGGGGUCAGCUAAGAACAAAUUUGGUGAUGACGACGUGGAGUAUUCAAGCCACUCCAAAUCAAAAGCUCAACCAAAUACAACUUCAGAAUCAACUUCCGAUGCUGGUGUUGAUAACCUCAGACACAGAAUUUCAGCCUGCAACACGAACUUCCAGAGUAGUUGCGUAUUCGUCGGCAAGAGCGACACGAAGGGCUUUCCUCUAGCUGCAAUCAUUCCAAAUGGCAAAUAUAUGCUUUUUAGCCAACCUGACGAGGGCACACGAGAAUUCGAGGAAUUAUCAAAGAAGGUGGACAUGGAGAUUUCGUCUUUGGAAAGGACGGUAACUUCGAGAGACACCGCUCUCCACAGAGAAAACUUUGCAGCUUACUUCUAUGAAAGAUUCAUCAUCCAGAGACUUAAACGUCAUGAUUCAAGUGAACUGCGGGAAAAAGUUUUUUACGACAAACUCCAGUGCUCUUUGUGGAAGACAAUGAACCGGCUGCGGCUCAAUGGAAAAUCCUUCAGUUUCUUGAUCGACAGCAAUUGCGUUUCAGACGAGACUUCAUUAAGCACAUUUGUCAACAGGUGUAACCGGAUCAUUCCCUUCUGCCAUUUUGAAGUCAUUCUGGUCGAUUCACAACUAAGGCAAUAUAACCCGAUCACCACCUUCUGGGAUUUGUUCGGGCGCAUAUAUGGAGAAUUAGAGGGAAAGACCAAAUACGAACGAGUGGAAGCAACGAAGAAGGUUCUCAACCCGAGAAUAAUUGAAAAGCUCGUUGAAGAACACGAGAGGCUGUUGUUCAGUUGA
Molecule: messenger RNA, 1311 nt
Organism: Kuraishia capsulata CBS 1993
Lineage: Eukaryota; Fungi; Ascomycota; Pichiomycetes; Pichiales; Pichiaceae
Exons: 1
Coding region: 1-1311 (436 amino acids)
Source: RefSeq, a predicted model, not a curated record